Messenger RNA from Rhododendron vialii, 1118 nucleotides. Its product is annotated as auxin-induced protein 15A-like. Lineage: Eukaryota; Viridiplantae; Streptophyta; Magnoliopsida; Ericales; Ericaceae. The transcript has a single exon. The record is from RefSeq and is a predicted model, not a curated record. Gene Ontology annotation, biological process: response to auxin. Bases 501 to 887 code for a protein of 128 amino acids.
AGCAGCGUUGACAAUUUGGCUAAAUUUAUGAAUAUUUUAUAGCCUUAUGAGCCUUUAUAUAUGAGACCCAAUUCCAUCUUUGCUUCCAUAAGAUAAAGCUCCCCUGUUUCCUGUUUAUCUCCAUCACACAUUCCUCCACAUAAAUGACUUGAGUUGAUUUCAGCUAGUUUUUUGUCAAUUUUCCUUUCUGGGUUUCUUGUUUUGAAUGGUUUCAUCUCUGUUAAUUCGACUUUUUUAGCCCCAUAUACGGAGUAAUAUUAUGAGUAACACUAUGAGGCCAAGCAUGAAAGUCACGUUUCAUUUGGUUUAUGACAGAGGUUAAGUUGUCAUAAAAGAGAAAAAGAAAAACCCCCAAGCUUUUGAUCUACUUAUCAUUUCAUAGGGUUCCGGGGUUGUUCAUAAGCUGAAAACCCUCUCUUGACUCUUAUAUCUUUCGAUUUGAAUUCUAUACGUCUGUAAAAAUUGGAAGUUAACCACCUUUUCCCCUUUAAAAUCAAGAAAUGGUUAAUAAGUUUGAGAAAGGGCUGAUCACAAGGACAUGGAAGCGAUGCAGAUCGUGGCCACGCUCUGGAAGCAGAGAAGAAGAAAAAGAGGAACGUCGUGGCGGAAAACAGAGGGUGGCGCCGGAGGGAUGUUUUUCGGUUUACGUGGGGCCCCAGAAACAGAGGUUUGUGAUAAAGACCGAGUAUGCAAACCAUCCGUUGUUCCAGAUUCUACUUGAAGAAGCAGCGUCAGAGUACGGGUAUAACAAUGAAGGGCCUUUAGAACUCCCCUGCGACGUUGAUCUUUUCGUCGAGGUGUUGGUGGAAAUGGACGGCUCCAAUGAGAUUGGUCAAGGGUUGGGCCUUGCUAUGACUCGUAUUGGCUUCUCAGCCCAUCUCGGUUAGAUUCCAUGCAUAUAUAUAAAUUCUACAGUAACCUUAAUUGUGUUUGGACUUGGAGGAGUAUUUUCUUUUGUUUGUCUUGUGAUUAUACAGAGAUCGAAGAAAAAUCUCAGCAGAUGGGAUUUAUCCUAAUUACGUUUGCAAGAGGACUAGUUCCGUUUAAUCUUCGAUCGUAUUCAGGAAUUGGCUUGUGAAGUUUGAAAAUUGUUAUUCAAGCCUUACGUGCUCUACUUU